This is a messenger RNA of Erythranthe guttata (spotted monkey flower), 1359 nucleotides long. The record is from RefSeq and is a predicted model, not a curated record. Lineage: Eukaryota; Viridiplantae; Streptophyta; Magnoliopsida; Lamiales; Phrymaceae.
UACAAGGUAGAAUCACUUACAAUUGAAUUUUUUUAUUUUUAUUUUUUGCUGCAGUCUGUGCCACUUUACCUAUCAGAAAUGGCUCCCUACAAGUUCAGAGGAGCACUCAACAUUGGUUUCCAAUUAUCAAUCACAAUCGGCAUUUUAGCGGCGAGUAUACUGAACUACGGAUUCGCCAAAAUCAAGGGUGGAUGGGGCUGGAGGUUGAGCUUAGGUGGCGCGAUGGUCCCGGCUUUAAUCAUCACCAUCGGAUCGUUAGUCCUACCCGAGACACCAAACUCCAUGAUCGAGCGUGGGCAUCAAGACAAGGCCAGAACCAAACUCAUGAGGAUCCGAGGUUUGGCCAACGUCGACGAAGAGUUCAACGACUUGGUGGCGGCUAGUGAAGCUUCUAGACAAGUGGAGCACCCUUGGAGGAACCUUCUACAGAGGAAGUACAGGCCUCAGCUUACAAUGGCUAUUAUGAUUCCCUUCUUUCAACAGCUUACGGGUAUUAAUGUGAUCAUGUUUUACGCGCCUGUCCUUUUCAAGACGAUUGGAUUCGGGAGCGACGCUGCUUUGAUGUCGGCCGUUAUUACGGGUGGGGUGAAUGUUUUGGCUACGAUUGUUUCGAUUUAUGGUGUGGAUAAGUGGGGGAGGAGGUUCCUUUUUCUUGAAGGCGGUAUUCAAAUGCUCGUUUGUCAGGUUGUGGUCGCAAUAUGCAUAGCCAUUAAAUUCGGCGUGGACGGAACUCCAGGUGAGUUACCGAGAUGGUACGCAAUUCUGGUGGUGCUGUUUAUCUGCAUCUACGUGGCCGGAUUCGCUUGGUCGUGGGGCCCACUAGGGUGGUUGGUGCCAAGUGAGAUUUUCCCGCUAGAAAUCCGAUCCGCCGCUCAGAGUUUGAACGUCUCCGUCAACAUGGUGUUCACUUUUGUGGCUCAAAUAUUUCUGACUAUGCUCUGCCACCUGAAAUUCGGGCUGUUCUUGUUUUUCGGCUUCUUCGUGAUGGUGAUGACGGUGUUCAUAUACUUUUUCUUGCCGGAGACGAAGAAUAUUCCGAUCGAGGAGAUGGUGAUUGUGUGGAAGCAGCACUGGUUCUGGUGUAGGUUUAUUGGUGAUGGUGAUUAUCCUAAUGGAAAUGUUGAACUGAAGAAGGGAGGGGAUAGUUACAAAGUAUGAUUUUUAUAUUAUGGUGGUGCAUAAAAAAAAGUUUGAAUUGGAUUUAGUUUGUUACAAAGUAUUAGGUUCAAUUUCGAUGUAAUUGUUGAUGAGUCCCUCAGAAAAAAUAUAUAUACAUAUAUGGAUUAAAGGGUUGUUUGUAAUUGAUUCCAUGGAUGUUUGUAUUAAUUGAAAUAUUGAAUGAAGUGAUAUUGUGUAGUU